Molecule: messenger RNA, 1178 nt
Organism: Dunckerocampus dactyliophorus (ringed pipefish)
Lineage: Eukaryota; Metazoa; Chordata; Actinopteri; Syngnathiformes; Syngnathidae
Gene: atp6v0cb
Product: ATPase H+ transporting V0 subunit cb
Exons: 3
Coding region: 191-652 (153 amino acids)
Biological process (GO): proton transmembrane transport
Cellular component (GO): proton-transporting V-type ATPase, V0 domain
Molecular function (GO): proton-transporting ATPase activity, rotational mechanism
Source: RefSeq, a predicted model, not a curated record
CCAUUUUGUGCGGUUGCGCCGUGUAUUUAUCGCAAGAGUCGUGACUGUGACGCCAGUCCACCGACUGUUAGUUUAGGUAGUCACAACGUCCCUCUAACCCAGACUUGUGGGUUUCCCUUUCAGUCGUCGUUAUCGGCUAAUUUGUAGUUCAUUUUUUAUACAAAUAUAUAUAUAUUUUGUGUGAGGAAGAAUGUCGGCCGAAAGUCCCGAAUACUCCUCGUUCUUUGCAGUGAUGGGUGCCUCUGCAGCGAUGGUCUUCAGCGCUUUGGGAGCAGCCUAUGGCACGGCCAAGAGCGGCACAGGCAUUGCUGCCAUGUCUGUAAUGAGGCCGGAGCUCAUCAUGAAGUCCAUCAUCCCCGUGGUCAUGGCGGGUAUCAUCGCUAUCUAUGGCCUUGUCGUAGCAGUACUGAUUGCCAACAACAUUUCUGAGAGGGUCACCCUCUACAAGAGCUUUCUCCACUUGGGAGCCGGGUUGAGCGUGGGCCUGAGUGGGCUGGCGGCCGGCUUCGCCAUCGGCAUAGUGGGCGAUGCGGGCGUCAGGGGCACGGCUCAGCAGCCUCGCCUUUUUGUGGGCAUGAUCCUCAUCUUGAUUUUCGCCGAGGUCUUGGGUCUCUACGGGCUCAUCGUCGCCCUCAUUCUGUCCACGAAGUAAACCCAGCCCAAAAUCUCCACUACAAGAUCUGUCGCUGCUGGAGAAGAAGUGUAAAUUGUCUGUCUGUGGGUGUGGGUGUGUUUGUGUGUGUGUGUGUGUGUGUGUGGGGGGAGGAUACAUUUGUGAAAUUUCUGCAACACAAGUUGGAGAAAGAGAAGGCGUUGGGGAACAAAAGAAAAAGGCUCCGUGAUAGGGUCUCAACAAUGUGUACAAAUUUGAUAGUCAACUUGUAAAUGCGCAAUGUAGUGAUUUGUCAGUCGUGUGUGUGUGUGUGUGUGUGCGUGGGUGUUUCAAAACAAUUGUAUGAUAAAAAGAUUCCUUCCCCUCCCUCCACUUAUUUGGGGCCUCGAGGCCGACUGCGGCAGCUCGGCCUCUGGUCUUAAAGAGCUGACCAAAGGGCCGCACAGCUUUUUCUCCUCCCAAUUGGGAGUUGCAUUAAUCUUGAGGAUCUAUUUGUAAAGAUGUAUGGACUUUUUUCCCACUGAUUUUAUUUAUAAGAAAUUGUCCAUUAAACUGUUGAACUGCA